CAAGUACAAUUAAAAAUGUAUUAAAGAAAGACAUAAUUAAAAAGAGAAAAUUUGGUGGUUUUGUAGGACCAUAUCAAGGGGUCUCACACUCUCAAAUCAAAUAGCACAAACACUAUAUAUAUGAAAAGAGAGUGUGAAUUUGUGAUCAUCAUCAUCAUAACCAUAAGCCUCCAUAGUCUCCCUUUAUAUUGGCCAACUUUGAACACUAUCAUCAUCUUUGUCGGCCAAUUUUAAUUGCUCCCCUCUAUUUUCCAUCAAAUCCCACUCUCUAUUCUCUCUCCCAAAAAAAUAAAAAAAACAACUUUCUCACACAAAACUUAAACACCUUUUGAAUCAAAUCAAAUUUCUUUAGUAUUAUUCCAAUAUAUACCAAAUACCUCACUCCAAAUUCCGGUACACCAAAUUUAUUUUGUACCCAUUUUUGUAACUUUUAAGAACAUAAACACAAAACCCAUCUUCUAAUUUAGUCCAAAUUCUUGUUCUGAAUAUCUCACUUUAGUCACUAUUGUACGUAUAUAUAUAUAAUAUAAAGAUGAUGAAACACCAAGAGUUCAUGACACUUCCAAGAAGUGCAAGUGCCAGCAGUGUCAGAGGUUCGAGAAAGAUAAUUCCGGCGACGACCCACUUGCGGUCAUCAUCCACGACGGCUCUUUCGCCUGAAACUGACGGAGUUUUCGAUAAGCUUUUGACCAGAAGCCGGACUAAUCAUCAUUCUCCGGUAACCUACCAUAACUUUUCCAAGACGCCCAUUAAGCUCUCUUCCAUUUUCCGAUCCCUUCUCAAUAUUCUCUCCUUUCCCGCCAUAUUCCCAACUUGUAAAUGGCUCACCAUCCCAUCUCAGCUCUCCAUAACCCCUUCUCUCGGCCGGAAAGUCACCGGUACUCUCUUCGGAAACCGCCGCGGCCACGUCAGCUUCGCUGUCCAGCUCGACCCGAGAUCCGAACCCGUUUUGCUACUCGAGCUGGCGAUGUCAACGGCGUCGCUGGUGAAGGAGAUGGCAUCUGGGCUCGUAAGAAUCGCUCUGGAAUCUGAGAAACUCCCGGCGGCCGCGAACGGCGCCGGUCGUAAGCUCUUUCAGGAGCCAACGUGGACGAUGUACUGUAACGGAAGGAGGUGCGGGUACGCUGUGAGCCGAACGUGCGGGGAAUCGGACUCGCACGUGCUGAGCACAGUCCGGAGCGUGUCGGUCGGAGCUGGAGUGAUUCCGGUGGUGGACGAUGAGGCGAAGAGGAGUGAGUCCGAGGGCGAGUUGCUGUACAUGAGGGCGAGGUUUGAGCGAGUCGUGGGGAGUCGUGACUCGGAGGCGUUUUACAUGAUGAACCCGGACGGUAAUGGUGGGCCUGAACUCAGUAUUUUUCUUCUUAGAUUAUGAGCCCAAAAUUGAACAAAGAAAGAAACAAACUCAGUUGGUUUGGAUUGGAAUAUAGGUUUGUAUUGUAGGUAAUUUGAAAAUUAAAUGUUUAAUUAAUAAUAAUUAGUGAUUUGAUUAUUAUAUAUCUGUAUUGUAUCUGUGUAUCUGUAUUUAUGUUUUUCUAUAA
Messenger RNA from Humulus lupulus (European hop), 1538 nucleotides. RefSeq names its product protein MIZU-KUSSEI 1. Lineage: Eukaryota; Viridiplantae; Streptophyta; Magnoliopsida; Rosales; Cannabaceae. The transcript has a single exon. The coding region runs from base 533 to 1372 and encodes 279 amino acids. Gene Ontology annotation, biological process: hydrotropism. The record is from RefSeq and is a predicted model, not a curated record.